Molecule: messenger RNA, 1971 nt
Organism: Fundulus heteroclitus (mummichog)
Lineage: Eukaryota; Metazoa; Chordata; Actinopteri; Cyprinodontiformes; Fundulidae
Gene: myct1b
Product: myc target 1b
Exons: 2
Coding region: 33-584 (183 amino acids)
Cellular component (GO): nucleoplasm
Source: RefSeq, a predicted model, not a curated record
UGGGGAGCUCAAAACCCAGCUCAUGGUGGAAAAUGGCACAGAACGAAACAAAUCCAUUUUGGGAAAUAUUAAAAUCAUUUAAUCCUGGUGAUAUGAUUCUAGCCUUCUGUUUAUCUAUACUCGUGGGCCUGCUGCUGGGAGCUUUGAUCUACGUUCUGCUGACCUGGGCGUCGAGGCGCCAAGCCACUGCCAAGAUCACAAGGCGCUCCAAAAAGAAAUCUGGGAAUUCGCGACGCGACCCCACGGGCAGCCAGUUUGGCCUUUACCGCAGCACUUUCCUGAGCGUCUACAGACAGCCUUCUCUAGAGCCCGUGGGCCCCUUAGGGAGUAAACCCGCGGAGACGUCCACCUUUCGGCCUCUGCCCAAAAAGAGCAGGCCCAGCCUGGACAUGGGAGAUGAUACGCGGGUGACCAUGUCAGAGGACACACUGGCUAUGAACUCAUCUGAUUCAGCCUCCCUCGUACCAAACAAGAGGAAUUCCUUCUGGCUGGGCGGCAACGGGCUGAAAGGAUUCCUCCCCUCACAUACCCCACCUCCUGCAUAUGAAAGUGUCAUCCAUGCCUUCGAAGAGACUUGCACUUAAAGCUGUUGAUGUGACAACAAGAACUGAAUUAAAACUGAGUUAAAAUGGUGGCAAUCACUACGACUGAAUCGAUGUUAUGUUGAAAAAACGGCUACAGAGGAUCUUGAAAGUCUAUGCAAAAGGUUUUAAUGAUGAAUAAAAUGUGACCACAAUAUGAUUUCUAAACCUUUUUCUACAUAUAUUGGGACAUUUGUGCUGUGCAAUUUGACUAAAAAAUAAGCAGAACUGGCAGGUAAAAAAACAAAACAAAAAGGCUCACAAACCUGGUUGCAUGAGUAUACACACCCUCUUGAACCAAUAUUUUUGAUUCAAUUUUGGCUUUCUUCUUUGUCUUCUCUGUCAGCAUCAUGGUGGCUUGACAAUAUUUCCUCUGUUUUUUUUUUUUUUCAUACCGACUUAGCAUUUCCCGUACGCGCCUCUUCAGGAGAAACCUACAGAGUUUCUCACAUUUAGUUCCAGACUCUAGCUGCGUCAUACCAAAACCAGAAUUUCCCCCUAAUGUAAUUAUCUUUUUGAAUCCACCUCAAAAAGAAAUAUUCAGUUCCAUAUAAAGAAAAGUAACCCUAGAUCAUAAUGCUGCCACUACUAUGUAUCACUGUGUGCGGUGUUCUUAAUUAUUGUUCAGUGUUGUUUUUGUGUCAAACUUAUCCCAUUAAAAAUUGUGCGUGUUUAGUUACAUCCGACCAUUACACAUUCUUCCAGGCGGGGAGAAAGUAGAUCGCUGCCACACAUGGAACAUCACUGGUGCAUGGAAGAAAUUUAUACUGUUUAUACCGUGACAAGUUCCUGCUCCUUUCUUAAAUGCAUUUUGGAGAAACAUACAGCUCAUGUAAUGUCACUAUUGUCCCAGAUUGUACCCAGUUAUUCAUGUUUCUGCAACCUUUUAAGAAAACUAGGGCUUAAGACAAAGGAUGAAACCAGCAAAUGUGAAAAAAAAUCCUUAUAGAGCAGAAGAAGUUUCUUAAAGUUGAUCUGAUUUAUAAUAUAUAAUGUUAGGUGUGCACCAAAACACAAACUCAAUUGCUUGGAUAAAAAUUAAAUGGGCUUCAAAUGAAUAUUUAAUUAAGGUUGCAUAUGCUUGUGCAAAUCUUCUAGCUAUUUAUCUUUCCCCCCACAUAUUUAUUUGUUUCUCAGUUGAAUUGUGCAGGACAAACAUCACAUUAUAUGUGGAAAAUGUUCUUAAUUGAUUUAUUGUGACCUCAUUUUUAACAUAACACAAUAUUGUGCUUUUAAUUUUCUCCAAAUAACUAAUGUUUUUACUUGGAAAUCCUGACAAGUUCAGUUUCUUUUCUCAAACCAAAAAUAACAAGAACACGAUGGAUUUUGUUGCAUUCUUGUACAAAAUUUGAAUGGUAAUAAAGAAAAAUAUAAUGUCUGCAAUGCAAAA